AUGAUUGAGCAGAUACUCGACGAGCUGGACGACCAAGGCGAUGCCGUCCAAACACUCAAAGAUUGUGCGCGCGUAUGCAGCGCGUGGCUCCCGAGGGCUCGCUAUCACCUCUGGCGCAAGCUGACCAUCGACCACCCAGAAAAGAUCACAUUGAUGAUUGAAGCUUUUAACCAUGCCCCCGAACUCUGCAAGCUCGUCCGGACUGUUCGUCUGAGGGCCAAAGACUGCCCGCGGGAUACGAACUUCCCUUACGUCGCACCGGUCAUCCUCCUCCCGUAUCUUGCCCACAUCGACACCUGGGAGGUUCAACACACUCUUCAGUUCCCGCUUUGCAUGCUGGCAGCUCUCCGACAGUACACGGCGGUGAGAAAAUUGGUUCUCGAAUGCCGCAUGGGAUACCUGCCGUCCUCCGUCCUACAACUGGGCAAGUUGCUCUGCGCGUUCCCCGCCCUGCAAGAGUUGAGCGUGUCCGCCGAUAUGUUCGGUAAUAAUGCAGCCGAAUCGAUCAUGAGGUCGUUGCAAAAUCGGGUGCGCCUCCGUUUACAAAAGGUCAAGCUUCAACUACACUCAUCUCCCUCAAGCCUACUGCACGCCUUUGUCGCAGCUUGCGCAUCAAAUGUGGUGGAUCUCACACUCGGGGCGCAUUCGUUAGGUGCUGAAGGCUUAGAUAUGAGCAACUUUCCGUGCCUCGAGCAUCUUACGCUCCAGGUCAAGACAGACGACAUUCGGAUUCUUCGUGAACUCCGGGCUUUCCCUACGAUCAACGGACUCCUUGACCUCGGGAUCCCACGAUCGUUGCGGUCUUUGGACAUCGUCAUCAAUAGUGAAGCCUUAUACUGGUUUGGUGUUGCACUCCACCAGGACCAACUAGCCACCAUCUCCAAAUUCACACGACUGAUCGAGAACCACGACUGUCUGCGAGCCCAUGGAGUCACCUGUACUGUAGAGAGCUCGAAGGAAAAUUAUACGAACAUCUGGGUGUCGACGCUAGAGCAGGUUUUCUCAUCACUCCACGAUCAGGGCUUGUUGCGAAUCGUGUUCACCCAUCCAACGCGGAGAAACGAGCGACUUUUGGGACACACGGGCAUUGUCGAUAUCAUGACCACGUCUCAAGGAGAACAAUGGGCGGCAAGCAGUGCAACUCUGCCAGGACAAAUGAUCCCAGUCCUACGGUCCGUGAUCGUCUGGGAUAUGCAUACCAACCGCACGCCUACAUUCGCAUUGGAGUACUUGUUUCAGGACGAAAUGGCGUAUUCCAGAGACCUCUUUCUCAUCUUCGCUCCUUCUGGAAAUCGCCUUAUGUAUUUCGCAAAGCUCACAUACCAAGUCUGGGUGUUCGACCUCCCACGCAGAGGUGAUAGGACGAGUGGUAACCAAGCGAAACUCCAUGCUCAAACCGACAUCACCCAGCUCGGGCGCAUCCUUGGGGCCGCUUGGACUCCAGAUAGCACUCACAUCGUCGUCUCGAUAGAGACGGGCGACGUGCACCUCUGGGAUGCCGAAACUUUGACGCAUGUCCGUGCCCUCACCUCUUCCCCUCUCUCGACGAUUAUCCCGGGCCCUGAGUAUAACCAGUACACCUUUGCCUCUCUCUCCCUCUCCGUCGACGGUAGAACCGUCCUCUGUCACUUCUUCGACUCCGUCCUCGAACACUUCCCCAGGCCCCUGGACUUCCACGACCACGUCUUCACCUGGAACCUGGCGUCCGGAACUUGUCGCCUCCGCCGCGUUGCGUACAACCCCGACGCCGUCUCCACGUCCGCUGCCUUGUGGUCCGGCAGCCACGACGUCGGCGUCGACGUCCUCACGCUCACAGUCUCUGGCAAGCUCCAAAGGCUCGAGUCUGCCGCCGACGAAGAUCGAGACGAGUCCGCGCCUCCCCCAGCCUCCGCCGUAGGCUCGAUCAUCCAUCCGUUUUCGUCGUCCCUCCUCAACGAAAACGGAUGGAUAAUCGAGCCUACCUCCGCCGCGGCGCAGUGGAGGACGGUUCUCGCCGAAUGCGGCCAGAUGCUCGCGCUCUCCACCGACGGCACCCGCGCCCUGUGCCACGCGAGCUCGGGUCCCGGUGCGCACACCUACUCCAUCGUGGACACCGCGACCGGGGAGCCGGUGUACCCCCCUCUCCGGACACGCUCCGAGCUCGGCGUCUUCACGCCCUCGCCCGGGUCGUUCUCGCGGGAUGUCCAAGCGUUGGCCGUGAGCUGCGAUGGUCCAGGCGUCGGAUGGCGAAGCCCGUUGUGGUUCUGGAGGGUCCAGGAAGGACGGCUGUACCGCAUCCCGGUGUCCAAACACGUUUACGCGGGUUCUAUGGUGUUCGCGGACGCCGGAUCGUGGAUCAUGUUCUAUGAUACGGAAGAGAAGGAGGUGCGAUUCUACUCCAUAUUCGACCAGGACAUGGAGGAAGCAGAUGUCGAGUAG
Messenger RNA from Epithele typhae, 2418 nucleotides. RefSeq lists its product as uncharacterized. The record is from RefSeq and is a predicted model, not a curated record. Gene Ontology annotation, molecular function: protein binding. The transcript has 4 exons. Bases 1 to 2418 code for a protein of 805 amino acids. Lineage: Eukaryota; Fungi; Basidiomycota; Agaricomycetes; Polyporales; Epitheliaceae.